Messenger RNA from Spodoptera frugiperda (fall armyworm), 4147 nucleotides. RefSeq lists its product as uncharacterized. The transcript has 2 exons. Lineage: Eukaryota; Metazoa; Arthropoda; Insecta; Lepidoptera; Noctuidae. Gene Ontology annotation, molecular function: nucleic acid binding. The coding region runs from base 188 to 3619 and encodes 1143 amino acids. The record is from RefSeq and is a predicted model, not a curated record. Gene Ontology annotation, biological process: DNA integration.
UAUUGGCUGAAUAAAGGGUUGCUUGGUUGUCUCAUGCGCCUACGUCACGGGUCAGUCGUAGACCGACACUCGAACGGAGCGGGUGUGUGUAGGACGAUUGCACAGGUGUCGUGGUGUUGGUGAGCCGUAAAACACUCCAGGAAGCGGGACAUUACAUGUGGCGACGAGGAAAAUAGUCGCCCCAAAGAUGUCACUUCUUUCACUGGAAAAGUUCGACUGCAACGGUGAAUCUACCUCAGUGGGUGCACGAUGGGAGCGAUGGAAACGAGCACUAUUCAUUUACCUCGAAGCGUCUAACAUUGACAAAGACAUAAAGAAAAGGGCCUCCCUUCUACAUUUCGGCGGGCUAGACUUACAGGAAGUAUUUUACAACAUUCCUGGGGCUAAUGUCGAACCAACUGAAGGCGAAGACGUAUUUGAAAUAGCAAUUUCAAAACUUGAUGCCUACUUUGCUCCAAAACAGAGCAAAGUUUAUGAGAGACAUACAUUCAGGCUCCUUAAACAAGAACCUGACGAAAAAUUUGAAAAAUUCGUGGUGAGACUGAGAAAACAAGCUGAUAAAUGUCAGUUUGCCGACAGAGAUGAAAACAUUAUCGACCAAAUAACGGAAAAAUGUUUCCUACCCGAACUGAGGAAAAAGAUAUUACGGAUUGGGGAUGAAAUUACAUUAGAGCGAGUUAUUACCGAAGCAAAUACUCUUGAAGUUGUUAAUAAACAAUUAGAAGAGUUUAAAAAUCCACUAAAAUCAAAUGAGAAUCAAGAAGUAAACAGGAUGGAUAGUAAAUUUAAAAGGGACUUUGAUAAAUCAAAGAAUGUUCGACAUGGAUGCGGCAGAUGUGGUAAUCCUAGACAUGCUGGAAAUGAUGAAAAAUGCCCGGCAAGGGAUAAAGAAUGCCUAAAGUGUGGUCUUAAGGGGCAUUUCAGACAGUACUGCCGAACGAAACGGACGGUGAAGCGGAAAGUGGAAAGGGAAUAUAGACAUGAACAAAAGAAAGGUCGUUUCGACAGGGAGAAGAAUGAAGUUAAUGAAGUGGGUGAUUCUUCUAACAAAACAGUACAUAGAGAAGGAGAUACUGAGUAUGUUUUUCAUAUUGACGACGAUGUGGAAAUUAACUGCACUAUUGGAGGAGUACAGACAAAGAUGUUGAUUGAUUCGGGCUGCAAGCAAAAUUUGAUUACGGAAAAGACUUGGGAGAUAUUGAAGAAAAACAAAGUUAGUGUGUAUAAUCAACUUCCAAAUCCCAAUGUUACAUUUAUGGCCUAUGGUAGCUCCACACCACUGAAGAUAAAAGGAUCAUUUGAAGCUCAGAUUAAAGUAGGACUAAGAUCCGAAAACUCAACUUUCUAUGUUGUUAUCGAUGGCACUAGAAAUCUUUUAGGGAAAACCUCAGCAAUAGCGUUAGGAGUUUUGAAAAUUGGAUUGAAUGCAGAAGUUAAUCAAGUAGAUUUCCAGAUUUUCCCCAAAUUUAAAGAUGUAUUAAUUCACUUGCCAAUCGAUCAUUCAAUCCCACCCGUAUCACAACCUUACAGGAGAAUCCCUAUACCUUUAGAGGCUAAAAUUGAAAACAAAAUUGAAGAACUUAAUCAAAGGGAUAUUAUAGAGCCGGUAGUAGGUUCUUCUAAGUGGGUGUCCCCUGUAGUGCCGGUACUGAAAGAAAAUGGAGAAGUACGCCUUUGUGUUGACAUGCGCCGAGCUAACGAAGCCAUUGUACGUGAAAACCACCCAUUGCCGACAAUGGAUAAAUUGCUACCUAAAAUGAAAAAUGCAAAAGUAUUUACAAAAUUGGACAUUAAAGACGCAUUUCACCAACUUGAAAUAGAUCCGGCUUCCAGACACAUAACUACCUUUAUAACCAGUAAAGGCUUGUUCAGGUAUAAGAGACUCAUGUUUGGCAUAUCAUGUGCCCCAGAAAUAUUCCAGAAAACAUUAGAACGCAUGCUUUUAGGUUGUGAAGGUGUGGUAAAUUACAUUGACGACAUUUUAAUAUAUGGAAAGGACUUGAUUGAACAUGAUUCGCGAUUAAAAAAAGUAAUAUCAGUUUUGAAUGAAAAUAAUGUAGUGAUAAGAAAUGACAAAUGCUGUUUUAGAAUGGAAAAAGUGAACUUUCUAGGACAUGAGUUAUCAGGAGAAGGGGUAAGACCAUUGAAAAAGUACAUUUCUACAAUAAAAGAAUUUAGAGCACCUAAAACUACUGGAGAGCUACAAAGUUUUUUAGGUCUUGUUAAUUUUGUGAGCAAAUGGAUACCUAACUAUGCUACGGUAACAGAACCUCUUAAAAUCCUACUAAGAAACAAAACAGGAGAUCGAGCGGACAUAACCGAAAACUGGGGAUUAGAACAAAAAUCGUGUUUUGAGUCGUUGAAGGAAAUCAUGACAAAUAUUUCUAGCUUAGGGUAUUAUAAUGUUAGCGAUCGUACGAUUGUCAUAGCAGAUGCUAGUCCUGUGGGUUUGGGUGGAGUUUUAGUUCAAACUAAUUCCAAAGGUGAGCCCAGAAUUAUUGCAUAUGGCCACAAAACUUUAACUGACUGUGAACGUCGUUAUUGCCAGACGGAAAAAGAAGCGUUAGCUCUCGUGUGGGCGGUGGAACAUUUCCACAUAUUCCUUUAUGGCAAAAGAUUUGAACUCAUAACAGACCACAAGCCGUUGGAGGUAAUAUUUGGUCCCAAAUCUAAACCAUGUGCAAGGAUAGAGAGAUGGGUUAUGCGCUUACAAUCGUACGACUAUAAAAUAGUUUACCAACCAGGGAAAACUAAUAUCGCAGAUUCAUUGUCUAGACUAAGCAAAAAUGCGGAGAAAUCCCGGAUAAAAUUGGAAGACAAUCACAUUUGCCAAAUCGUAGAGUUUGUCCGACCUCGUGCUGUUUCUCUUAAAGAAAUAAUAGAUAGCUCAAUGGAAGAUAAGGAAAUACUAAACGUGAAAGAGGGUUUAUACCAGAACAUAUGGAACGACGACGUGAAGUUGUAUAAAAUCUUUCAAAAUGAACUUUGUUUCCAUGAGGGUAUAUUAUUGAGAGGAAUGAGAAUUGUGGUUCCCUCGGCACUCCGUAAAAGAGUUUUGGAUGCAGCUCACGAGGGACAUCCCGGUAUUGUGUCAAUGAAGGCGAGACUUCGUACGAAAGUCUGGUGGCCUAGAUGCGACAAAGAGGCCGAGAAUAUUGUAAAAGCCUGUAAAGGAUGUACUCUUGUAUCUGCACCAUGUCCACCAACCCCUAUGAAACGGCGUGAGUUGCCAGAAGGGCCUUGGAUUGAUAUUGCAAUUGAUUUGAUGGGUCCUCUUCCAAGCAGUGACCACCUAUUUGUUGUAGUCGAUUAUUACAGCAGAUAUAAAGAAGUGAAGAUUUGUCGUAAAAUUACCUCUACUGAAAUUGUAGCCAAACUUAAAGAAAUAUUCAGUCGAUUAGGAAAUCCAAUUUCAAUAACUGCAGAUAAUGGAAGGCAAUUCAUCAGCGAAGAGUUUAAAUCAUUUCUAACAGAAAGGAACAUAAUCCUUUUCAAUACAGUACCAUAUUGGCCCCAACAAAAUGGAGAGGUCGAACGACAAAACCGUGACAUACUUAAACGUCUUAAAAUAAGUAUAGCUGAAAAUAAGACUGGAAGGAAAGUUUGCUGGAUUAUUUAACUAUGUACAACAGCACACCACAUUCUGUUACUGUAAGAACCCCAUCAGAACUUUUCUACAAAAGGAAGUUUAGAGAUAAAUUACCUAUGGUAAACGAUACAAUGGAGAGGACAGCACAAGACACUGAGGUUAAAGAUAGAGAUCAAGAAAGAAAACAAAUGGGAAAAGAAAACGGAGACAGGAAACGGAAGGCUGGGGAGUGUGAUUUAAUGCCAGGAGACAAAGUGUAUAUAAAAAAUAUGAAUAAAGAAAAUAAAUUAAGCUUAGACUACAAUCCUGAGACACACACAGUGGAAAACACGAAAGGAGGAGAUAUCACGGCAAGAAACGAUGAAACCGGUCAAAUUAGAAGAAGGAACGUUGUACAUUUGAAAAAAGUUCAAGGGGUAUGGAGCGUCUGCCAAGAUCGAAAUGAAAUUAAUAACGAGGAAAUAAAUGUCGAAACUUAAUCCUAGUGCAGCUUCUUAAAACUUUAACUUCAUUAAUUAUGUUUGAUUCAUGUAAAAUCCAUUAUAUACAUAAAGCAUA